Messenger RNA from Salvia hispanica, 1781 nucleotides. RefSeq names its product ubiquitin-specific protease 6 (gene UBP6). Gene Ontology annotation, biological process: protein deubiquitination; regulation of proteasomal protein catabolic process; proteasome-mediated ubiquitin-dependent protein catabolic process. The record is from RefSeq and is a predicted model, not a curated record. Gene Ontology annotation, molecular function: proteasome binding; cysteine-type deubiquitinase activity; protein binding. NCBI's taxonomy places the organism in Eukaryota, Viridiplantae, Streptophyta, Magnoliopsida, Lamiales, Lamiaceae.
AAAGUCACAUAUUUUUAUCGGUUGCCCUAUAUCAAUUUCAGGAAUCAGUUGCCCUUCUGCGCAAGCUAAGAAACACGCACGACACACAGUAAAGCUUCGAUCUUUACCUCACCAUACUCACCCGCAACCAUGUUGAAAGUAAGUGUAAAGUGGCAAAAGGAAUUGUUUUCCAAUAUGGAAAUCGACACUACCCAGCCCCCAUACGUUUUCAAGUGCCAGUUAUAUGACUUAACAGGAGUUCCACCGGAGAGACAAAAGAUUGUGGUUAAAGGUGGCUUAUUAAAGGAUGAUGCAGAUUGGUCAAAAGUAGGAAUCAAGGAGGGCCAGAAACUAAUGAUGAUGGGAACUGCAGAUGAGAUUGUAAAGGCUCCAGAGAAGGGGCCUAUUUUUGCAGAAGACAUGCCAGAAGAAGAACAAGCGGUUGCUGUUGGUCAUUCUGCAGGAUUAGUAAAUCUGGGAAACACUUGUUAUAUGAACUCUACAUUACAAUGUUUGCAUUCUGUUCCAGAAUUGAAAUCUGCCUUGAUACAGUAUCCUCCUCCUGUAAGAAGCAAUACCGUUGACCAAUCUUCUCAUUCACUGACUGUUGCAACAAGGGAAUUGUUUAACGAACUUGAUAAAAAUGUCCGGCCAGUGGCACCUGUGCGAUUUUUGACGGCUUUGCGGAGCAAGUAUCCUCAAUUUGCUCAGCUUCACAAUGGAGUUUACAUGCAGCAGGAUGCUGAAGAGUGCUGGACGCAACUUUUGUUCACCCUUUCGUCAGCACUGAGAUCUUCUGGUUCCGGUGAAGAUGCAGAUGCAUUGAAGAAAUUUUUUGGUAUAGACCUCGUUAGCAGAGUCCAUUGUCCUGAAAGUGGCGAAGAAAGUACGGAAACAGAAUCUGUUUAUUCACUUAAGUGCCAUAUUUCGCAGGAGGUGAACCAUCUACAUGAGGGUUUAAAACGUGGCCUGAAAUCAGAAUUGGAGAAGUCGUCGCCUUCUCUGGGUCGGAGUGCUGUAUAUACUAAAGAUUCUCGGAUAAAUGACUUGCCAAGAUACCUGACCGUUCAGUUUGUCCGGUUUUUCUGGAAAAGAGAAACAAACCAGAAGGCCAAGAUUCUGAGGAAAGUGGAUUACCCGUUGUCGUUAGAUGUGUAUGAUUUGUGUUCUGAUGAUCUCCGCAAAAGAUUGGAAGUUCCUAGACGGCUUCUAAGAGACGAAGAAGGGAAGAAGGCUGGUCUAAAAACUAAUGAAAGUAGCUCAAGUAAGGACAAUGAUGUUAAGAUGACUGAUGCGGAGGGACCAUCAAAUGCAAGUGGGGAUUCGUCUGUAUCUGCAACUGGAGAAGGUGCUCCCCCUGAGAAAGAGAAACACUUGACAGGAAUAUAUGAUUUGGUUGCUGUGCUUACGCAUAAGGGUAGAAGUGCUGAUUCUGGGCAUUACGUUGCUUGGGUCAAACAAGAAAAUGGCAAAUGGAUUCAAUUCGAUGAUGAUAAUCCAAUUCCACAACGGGAGGAAGACAUCACAAGACUAUCUGGAGGCGGUGAUUGGCAUAUGGCGUAUAUCUGUAUGUACAAGGCUCGCGACAUCUCCAUUUAGCUUUAGACCGAACGAUACCAUCCUUUCUAUUUAGAAACAUUCCUCUCUAUUUGAAUACAUAGUAGAGGUUUCUACACCCAAGAAUCCAUUUGUUCAGUUGCUGAGAUGUUAUAUUUUUCUUAGUCCAGCCAUCUGUCACAAAUCUUGCUUGUAUACUUCCUUAACUUUUUUAUUUUCAAUGCAUUGGUUUGAAUUUUUCUUCA